GUUGCACUGAACACUGCAUAGAGCAGGACAAGGCUGCACAGCAGAAAUGGCUAUCCCGUGCCUGGGACCCCAGGAAGCGCUGGAACAAUAGCCCGGCCUGCAGCUUCCCAAUGCCAGCCUUCUUAGGGUCGCGGGUGUCGUCGUACCUUCCCCAUCCUCCUGUACCACCGUGUACCCUUUCCCGCAGCAGCUCGGCCGUCCUCUGCUCUCGCUCUGUGUGACUGGAUUGCUGCUCCCCUGCUGGUGUGUGGAUCCAAGCCAUGUCUGGCAAACACCAGCAUUUCAACGGACCUGAAGUCAGCUGCUGUGUCAAGUAUUUCUUGUUCGGCUUCAACAUAGUGUUCUGGUUGCUAGGAGCUGCUUUCCUGGCUAUUGGAUUUUGGGCAUGGGCGGAAAAGGGGGUACUCUCCAACAUCUCAUCUAUCACAGACCUGAGCGGAUUGGACCCUGUGUGGCUUUUCAUGGUGACCGGGACUAUAAUGUUUGUGCUGGGAUUUGCAGGCUGCAUUGGAGCUCUACGGGAGAACACCUCACUUCUGAAGUUUUUCUCGGUCUUCCUGGGGCUGAUCUUUUUCCUAGAGCUGACUGCAGGGAUCCUGGCCUUUGUGUUUAAGGACUGGAUCAAAGAUCAACUCAACUUCUUUAUUAACAACAAUGUGAAGGCAUAUCGCGAUGAUAUAGACCUGCAAAACCUCAUUGAUUUUGCUCAGGAAUAUUGGUCUUGCUGUGGUGCUCAUGGACCUAAUGACUGGAACCUCAAUAUUUACUUUAAUUGCACAGACUCUAAUCCAAGCAGAGAGCGUUGUGGAGUCCCAUUUUCCUGCUGUGUGAAGGACCCUGCAGAGGACGUUCCCAACACUCAGUGUGGAUACGAUGUGAGGAUGAAACUGGAGCUGGAGCAGCAGAGUUAUAUUUACACCAAGGGAUGUGUGGGACAGUUUGAGAAGUGGCUACAAGACAAUUUAAUAAUAGUGGCUGCAGUUUUCGUGGCAGUUGCAUUACUUCAGAUAUUUGGAAUCUGCUUGGCUCAGAAUCUAGUUAGCGACAUAAGAGCUGUGAAGGCAAACUGGUGACACAUUGCCCUGAAUGUCCCGAGCCCUUUGGACUCUGUAGCCUACUUUUACAGGACUGCAUCGUAACAUCAGAAACUACUCGGCAUGAACUGAUACUGGAAUACCUCCCUGUACUUCAUAGUAUUUCUCGGAAUAUUCUCGACUGUGGAUGAGGCGAUUUAAAUGCAGUGUGUGUUCCGUCCUGCUGAUUUGGGGAACAGACGUUUAUCUGUGCAACAAGACCCACAUCAGCCCAAGCUUCCUUCCCUCCCUGGAGGGGCCGGCAUUGGAAGCAAAGAUGUAAUAUAUGUGCAUGUAUGAUUCAGAAAGGGCAGUGUGACAGUGAUUUAUAUUUAUAAAUAUAUUAUAUAUAUCUAUAUAACAAACAGGAGAGACUGCACAUCAGUUGGACUUGUUUUCUAAGCCAUGAAUCUGGAAGGAACUACUUCUCGUAAAAACUGCUUCCAGGAUGGUGUGGAGUGCUCACCUCUGAACCCUGUAUUGUCAAACACUGGAGCCGUCGCAGCUUUAUGGUUUGGUAUUAAUCAUUCAAUAGAGCUGCCAAUGUGAUUUUUGUAUGGAAUUGGGAAGGGGUGGGGGGUCAUUUGUGUAUUGAUUUCUUUGUACUGGGACAUGUAUGCCUUUGCAACUGGUUACAUUAGAAUCACUUUAUCUGACUGUAAACAAAGCAAAGUAUAGGUUGGGUAUCCCAACAGCACUGGAGGGGGAUGCCAUACCAUAGAACCUUCAUGCCAGAUGUGAAGUGUGGUUUUGGAUUUUUUUUUUA
Nanorana parkeri is the source of this 1839-nucleotide messenger RNA. RefSeq names its product tetraspanin-17. Bases 261 to 1073 code for a protein of 270 amino acids. The record is from RefSeq and is a predicted model, not a curated record. Gene Ontology annotation, cellular component: membrane. NCBI's taxonomy places the organism in Eukaryota, Metazoa, Chordata, Amphibia, Anura, Dicroglossidae. The transcript is spliced from 8 exons. Gene Ontology annotation, biological process: protein localization to plasma membrane; protein maturation; regulation of vascular endothelial growth factor signaling pathway.